AUGUCGGAUCGGAGCCGCACUCCACAUGGAGCCGCCGAUGCCGAGGAGCAGAAACCGCAAGAGGAUGCACAGGCGGACUCGGAUGACGACAUCGUCCACUUCGCUUGGCAGCAGGGGCAGGUGCUGGACAGCCGGUACCGUGUCGAAGACCUUCUUGGUGACGGAGCUUUUGGCCGUGUGCUGCGGGCGACGGACAUGAAGGAUGACUCCGAUGUAUCUCUCAAAGUGAUUCGUGAUGUGGAGAGGUAUCGAGAGAAUGCCAUGAUCGAGGCUAAGAUCUUGGAGGACAUACGUGAGGCGGAUCCGAAUCGGACGUCAUAUUGUGUGAUGAUGUCUGACACCUUCCUACAUCAAAAUGCCUACUUCGUCAUGGUUUGUGAGCUGCUGGGCGAUUCGUUGUACGAUUUCUUGAAGUGGAAUGGUUUCCGUGGGUUCUGGCUUCACGACAUCCAGAACUUUGCGAAACAAAGCCUCAAGGCCCUGAAGUUCUUGCAUGAUCUGAGUCUGACGCACACGGAUUUGAAGCCUGAGAACAUCCUUCUGCAAAGUCGGGAGGUUGCACGCGUGUCGUUCUUCCCACGCUCUGAGUUCCAACCUCCCUCAGACAGGUAUCGGAAUCUUCCCUAUGCUCGACCGGCCAGCAAUUCUAUCAAGCUGAUCGACUUUGGGAACGCCACUUAUGUAGAUAUGCACCAUUCCAGCAUCAUUCAGACGCGGCAAUAUCGCUCUCCGGAAGUGAUUCUACAGAUUGGCUGGAGCGAAAAAGCGGACAUCUGGAGUUUAGGCUGCAUCCUCUUUGAGCUCUACACUGGCAAUGUGCUCUUCGACACGCACGCCAGCAUGGAGCACUUAGGUAUGAUCGAUAGAAUCCUCGGACACUUUCCGGUCGCCAUGCUGUCCCGUGCUAGCGAGAAGGCUAAGAAGCGUUUCGUGAUGCCCUCCGGACAGCGGCUGAUGUGGCCGGAGGCGGCAGUGUCGCCGGAGUCCGAGCGGUAUGUGUUCCAACAAUGGCCUCUAGAAAAUCGAGCGCCGCAAGACCACCAGGCAUUCGUGGCAUUUGUUCGCGACCUGCUGACCCACGACCCAAGCCUCCGGCCAGAGGCCGCUGCGGCAUUGUCCUCUGAGUUCUUCAAGCAGGAGUACAGGGAGUGA
Messenger RNA from Symbiodinium sp. CCMP2592, 1152 nucleotides. Lineage: Eukaryota; Dinophyceae; Suessiales; Symbiodiniaceae. The record is from the annotation of a GenBank genome assembly.